UAGGAUUAGGAUCCUUUCACAGCGGCGCUCUUUACUGCCCCGAAGUAGGAUCACCCGUCGUAAUUGUAGGCGCGAGGGCGAACCUCUCUACCUCGGCUCAUCGUCGAUGCUGUACACAUGUAGCAUGCAUCAUGCAUGUAUAUAUACAUGAUGGACACCUACACGUGAAAAUCGAAGAAGGGUCUGGCAAAAAACGAAGAGGGCACAAAUUGGGAGAAAAAGUAAAAGAUGGGCUGGAUUUUGAUGAGUUUUGGUGUCGCCCUGGCCGUUUUUAUCGCCGCAGGAAUUGUCUUGGUGCUUUUUAAAAGAUAUCGCGUCGGUUGGCAAUGGAGCGCUAGAAACGUGUGGAGCAUCUGCGAAGAGUGGAGACAAAGGUUAUCCUGGCUUUGGGCUCCGAGGGAGGAAAAGGUGGGACUCGUCAAGGCUCAGCAUCCGACAGGACAAACUAUUCCCGGUUUAUAUCGGCAGGCCGGAAGCACGUCACACCACAUCCUCCACAGCGAGAGCGAUUUGAGAUUGGACGCGCAAGGAGCUUUCACGAGAUUCGAAUCGGUGGACAGAGAUCUGCAUCCCCCGAUCGGAGGGACGUCGAUACCUCCGCAGCCCCUGAGACCGGCACCACAACCAAAGCCGAUUGCUCGGCCAAGACCAUCACCUCUGCAAGCACCAACAGCCAGCGAAAGUCUGCGGCUGCAGGACAUCGGUCCAGCGCCGUUAACACCCCCGCCGCAAGGGUUGACAGCCGUUGGUAACGGUCUCCAGCAUCGGGGACAAAGCGCGUUUAUAUUUCCAAGCGAACCGAAGCCGGGAUACAAUAAGUACGAAGUUAAGCAGUUGACGAAGCACAGCAGUGAAAGUUCCCAGACAAACUCGUUCGGGGUUUUCGGAGGCGGGGGUUUUGAAAAUUCGGGGGUAGGUCAGAGCCAGGAUUACGUGUUUCCGAGCGGCGGUUACGACGGUUUGAAGAUGAAAUCCGAUCACGAAAGUUUCUCGGGAACCGGAAGCUUCCAGCAGUUCGGAUCAGCGGGUGAGCAGCGAGGCGUGAGGUACCCGGCAUUACCUGCAACGGAAGAGGAAACCGAGCCUUUUGGGAACCGCGAAUCGAGCCAGAGAACCCUCGGAUCGAUUUACAAUCCGAGACACGCGCGAACCGAGUUGAGAUCUUCGCUGAGUGGCUACACCGGCGGCUCGUCAACGGCCCAAACAAUUAUGGAGUCGAUUUAUGGGCCCCAGGCGGCCUCGAAGAUGCUUCAAAACAGCCAGAACGGGACCGAAACGAGCUGCUGCAGCAUCAGCCAGGGUGGCGGCUCGUCGCAGAAUCAAAGCGUGAUUGAAAUGACGCCGUUCAGAGCGCAACUACAAAACGUACCUGAGGGAGAAGCCGGGACCUCCCAUACACUAGGACAGAAUACAAUGGCCAAGUCUCCAGGGUUUCAGAACGUCUCGCAGAUGAUACAGACCAAACAACCGGCGAUAUAUUCGUUUUAUGCCGGCCAAAAUAGCCAGACGACAGCACAGGAUCAUAAAACGAUUUCCCAGAGUACUUCCAAGGGGAGAGGACUGCAGGACAAUGCCUCUGUUUCCUCGCUCCUGUCCGACCCCCCGCAUCCCGGUCCAGUUCCACCCCCUGCCCCUCCUGACCCCCCUAACGGUGGAAAUUCAACGUUGAGAAAAAACGGGCCAACAACCGGCGAACGUAUUUUCAACGCCCUCAGAUCCGUCACGUCGCAAAGUUACAUUGACGCCUCGGAGUUUUAUAACUCGGUACUAUCCUCCGCUCAGCAAGUCCAGAGGUUCACGUUUCCACCCUCAGAAUCAUUGGAAGACGGUACACCAAGUCACCGGACACCAAACGAUGCUCAAGGGUUUUACGUAGAGCCGGAAAUACCGAAAUUAACGAAGACGGGUCGAGGCUCGGACCUUUAUAGCCCUGAGCUUAAUUUGGAGGCUCACAGAACGGCGCAGGAGGUGUACAACAGUCUUCAGGAUCCCCCUGCGUCGCCAUUACUGUUAAAGGACCUCAGCCAGGAACCUCAUCCUUAUCUUUCGGAUCCCAGCUUCACAAGGACAUCGGAGGAUAUUUUCAACAGCCUUGAACAGAGGAGAAAAAGCAUGGAGAGACUAAACGGUUUCCAAGAUUAUACCGAAGUGGAAACAACAGACCCCCCAAGAAGACGGAGUAAUCAGGAUCUCUGUACCGCUUUGGAAGAGGUUCAAAUGAAACGAAAGCUCUCCCAGUCCGCCGAAGAUUCUUACCCGGGAUUUGGGGUUGGAGAGAUCGUCGAAGCGUUGCCGGACAGUCGGCGAGGAUCUCAGGGACCCGAGCCUGAACCACCACCCGACGAAUCAACCCUGAAAAGAGCUGUGAGUUGCGACAGCGUCUGCUCGGACACCAGUGUGGUCCUUGGUGAUCUGGAGGAGACUCCAAUCGUCGGACAUCUCUGCGUUGGUCUCGAGUACGAGCGAUGGGGUGGACGAGGUGGCGAAGGAGAUCUCACGGUGAGCGUCCUCGAGGCCAGGGACUUGAUCACCUCGGAUGGAAGACCCGCCCAGAACACCUUUGUCAGAGUUUGUCUUCUUCCGGACAGACAAACGCACGUGCAAACAAGAUUAUACCGAAGCUCGCCGUCGCCGAGUUACCAGGAAAAGUUCCUCUUCCCUUUGGACGGUGGUCCCGUGGGACGUUCUCUGCUGGUUGAAGUCUUCUCAGUUGACAUUAGCAUGGGGGGUGGCGCCUCGCUCCUGGCCGAAGCCAGUUUGAAGUUAGGUCCUGCACCACGACCCCCAGCAACUACCUGGCUGCCUCUGAUCGGCACCGCCUUGCCGAUACCUCAUCUCGGGGAAUUGAUGUUCUCUUUGAGUUACCUGCCUACGGCCGAGAGGCUGACUCUGGUGGUUGUAAAGGCCAGGAAUCUACGAGGUGGAAAUCCAUUACCCGGAGACACGUUCGUCAAGGUAUACUUGCUGCAACAUGGUAAGAAGAUGCACAAGAAAAGAACGUCCGUGAAGAAGGGUGAGAAGAGUCCGAUUUUCAAUGAGGCAAUCAUCUUCAAUGUACCCGCUCAUGCGUUACAGAGUAUUCAAUUGAGGCUAACCGUCGCUGAGGCCGGGGAACCAAGGGCUUAUUCUGUGGGACACGUAAUCGUUGGUGGAGAUGCUUCUGGACGAGCAUUGGCGCAUUGGAGGCAAAUGCUGACUGCCCUGAGGCGUCCCGUGGCGAUGUGGCAUCCCCUUAGGAAGUGAAAUUGACAAGAGACAAAACAU
Diprion similis is the source of this 3264-nucleotide messenger RNA. RefSeq lists its product as uncharacterized. NCBI's taxonomy places the organism in Eukaryota, Metazoa, Arthropoda, Insecta, Hymenoptera, Diprionidae. Gene Ontology annotation, biological process: regulation of calcium ion-dependent exocytosis; cellular response to calcium ion; regulation of dopamine secretion. The record is from RefSeq and is a predicted model, not a curated record. The transcript is spliced from 14 exons. Gene Ontology annotation, molecular function: clathrin binding; SNARE binding; calcium ion binding. Bases 229 to 3243 code for a protein of 1004 amino acids.